AAAGCUUGUUUUUUGGGGUUUUUGAAGGGUACAUUCAUUACUUUAAUUAUAAAAAUGGCAGUUACAGGUGCUUUUUUCAGGGACCAGAUGCGUAUUCGCAAUUAGCCAAUCUUCUUAAUGAUCAAAAUUGGGGGCGAAAAUUUUUUGAUAAUGGCCAUCAAACGUUUGUUCUGUUAUUUGAUGCGCAAGCUGAAAAGAGAGAACAACAUAAAAAAAAGCCCCGAUUACCAAAAUUAACGAUCGAAUGGAAAACAAAGAGCCAAAAGGAUGCGAAAAAUAAUCAAGCU
This is a messenger RNA of Racocetra persica, 287 nucleotides long. Lineage: Eukaryota; Fungi; Glomeromycota; Glomeromycetes; Diversisporales; Gigasporaceae. The record is from the annotation of a GenBank genome assembly.